GGUCAAGUGUGGCCGAGACGCUGUCACCCCAGCGGGUGGCCCCACCUGAGGAUCAUCCCACCGGCCCGCCCAGCCCCACGGGCGGGCCGCAGGCUCCAUGCCCUCCCCUAUUCUUGGGGGCCUCGUCCCCGGGUCACGCUGAGGGUACUUGAACCCCCUCGGACUGCCGGGCGGCGCCUCCUUCCCAUCUCCACGGCCCUGAGGAGGGACCCAGCGCACAACUCCAGAUGUGCCGCCAGGCUGUCCCCGCCUGGAGGGGCCCCGUCUCUCCCCUUGCCCCGCGCGCCCGCAAUGUGGAAGGCCUCGGAUUCCAGGACGGAGCCAAAGAAGGGCUGAAGUCGGAGAACCUCUCUUUGCCUCCAAAGUUGGUUUUCGGACACAAAUUCCCAGGCACAGCUGGUCCCGAGCCGAUGUCCCAGGUGAGUGGCCAGCCCUCCCCUCACUGCGACGCGCCCCAUGGAGCCCCCAGCGCAGCUCCGGGCCCAGCCCAGACCGCAUCCCUCCUACCUGGGCUGGAGGUAGUAACAGGAUCCACUCACCCUGCGGAGGCAGCGCUAGAGGAGGGCUCCCUGGAGGAGGCGGCACCCUCCAUGCCCCAAGGCAACGGUCCUGGGGCCCCCCAGGCCCUGGACAGCACUGACCUCGAUGUCCCCACAGAAGCUGUGACACGCCAGCCUCAGGGGAGCCCCUUGAGCUGCACCCCACUAGUGGCGAAUGGCUCUGGCCAUCCCUCGGAGCUGGGCAGCGCCAGGCGGGCGGGGAACGGUGCCCUGGGCGGCCCCAAGGCCCACCGGAAGUUGCAGACACACCCGUCUCUCGCCAGCCAGGGCAGCAAGAAGAGUAAGACCAGCAGCAAAUCGGCGGCCUCCCAGAUCCCUCUCCAGGCACAGGAAGACUGCUGCGUCCACUGCAUCCUGUCCUGCCUCUUCUGCGAGUUCCUGACUCUGUGCAACAUCGUCCUGGACUGCGCCACGUGCGGCUCCUGCAGCUCCGAGGACUCGUGCCUCUGCUGCUGCUGCUGCGGCUCUGGCGAGUGUGCCGACUGCGACCUGCCCUGCGACCUGGACUGCGGCAUCCUGGACGCCUGCUGCGAGUCGGCCGACUGCCUGGAGAUCUGCAUGGAGUGCUGUGGGCUCUGCUUCUCCUCCUGACCGGCAGGGAGGCCCCAGGCUGUCGCACAAAGCUUGAUCACCCCUUCCCCUCGUCCUCUCCCACCCUCCCAGGGCCCUCUCAGAACCCCAGCCCGUGAGAAGGGGGCGCUCGGGGGCACCUCAGUCACGGGAGCUGGGCCCACUGCAGAGAGCCGGUCCUCCCCCCUGGUUACCAGGGCCACAUGGCACCGAGGACCUGGCGGCGAGGGCUGGGGUAGGGGCCCCUCCUGGGCCAGCUGCCAGGGCUGCAGAACACUGUGAAAGUUGGAGGGGGCGUGCAGGAACGUGGAGAGGCAGGGAUGCCGGAGCUGUGCGCUUCUCUACCUCCCGCUGCUCCUGGCUCCCACCGCCCCUGAUCCCCAGGCUUAGAGGACAGCAAAAUGUGAAAAGAGACCCCCACCCCGCCCUCAGCCAAGCCCCUCCCUGUCUCCUUUCCUGGCCUCUUGUGGGGGCCUGACCUAUACAGUGACCCUAGAGGGUGCUGGGCUUGGGCCUAGGGCAGGGCAGGAGGGGGAACGGUAUGGAAAAGACUGGAAGGGGAGAGGGAGGGAAUGGA
Ceratotherium simum simum (southern white rhinoceros) is the source of this 1707-nucleotide messenger RNA. The record is from RefSeq and is a predicted model, not a curated record. Lineage: Eukaryota; Metazoa; Chordata; Mammalia; Perissodactyla; Rhinocerotidae.